GAAGGAGUGGUGUCAGACUGCAUCUUGCUGUCUAAAGAGGUGAUAUUUCACAAUGAGGCGUGCUGCAGCUUUUCUGGUGUUGCUGCUCUGUCUGUACUGGACGAGGGCUCAGGGUGAGAGUGGAGGGGUGACAGGGAAUGAUAUCACUCAGGCGGAGGUUCAGUCUGAGAUCCUGGGUGUCAAAGCAACCAGUGAUCAGACCAACGUCACCCCUGACAUCUGGGCUGAGCUGAAGGAGCUGAGAGACAUGGCCAUCAAACACAGUGUGGAGCUGAGCAACAGCAAGAGCAAGAUGGAGAAGCUGGAGCAGGAGAAUACAGCCAUACAGGCCAGACUGACAGCCAGUGAAAGCAAGAAUGCAGUGUUGGAGACCAGAAUGAAUGCCAGUGAAAACGAGAUGGUGAAGCUCAAGAUAGAGAAUGCAGUUUUGAAGGCCAGAAUGAACACCAGUGAAAAUGUGAUGGAGGAGCUCAAGAAGGAGAACACAGAUCUUCAAUCCAGAGUAACAUCAUUUGAAGAUAAGAGCACAGUGUUGGAGGCCAGGAUGACUGCCAAUGAAAACGAGGUGGAGGAGCUGAAGAGACAGAAUGCAGACCGACCAAAGGUGGCGUUCUCACUUAGUCUCACUGAUGAUGGACAAGUUGGACCAUUCAAUACUGACAUCACACUUAAGUUCAGUAGAGUCAUCAGCAACUUUGGUCAGGCCUACAGUCCAACUACAGGUCACUUCACAGCCCCAGUCAGAGGAGUCUACUACUUCUCACUCAAUACACUGGAUUUCCGGAAGAACGUAUGGAGUGGUUUUUGUCUCUAUCACAAUGAAAAGAGAUUGUUGUAUAAUGAUAAUUACAAUGAUGAACAUGGCUAUACCAGACUUUCUAGUUCACUGGUUCUUCAGCUGGAAAAGGGGGAUGUGGUCUACAUGGUUUUACCUGCUAACUAUAGUCUAUAUGAUAAUACCAAUAAUGGUACUACCUUUAAGGGAUUUCUGCUUUUUCCACUGUGA
Messenger RNA from Scomber japonicus (chub mackerel), 1006 nucleotides. Its product is annotated as heavy metal-binding protein HIP-like. Lineage: Eukaryota; Metazoa; Chordata; Actinopteri; Scombriformes; Scombridae. Bases 53 to 1006 code for a protein of 317 amino acids. The transcript is spliced from 8 exons. Gene Ontology annotation, molecular function: protein binding. The record is from RefSeq and is a predicted model, not a curated record.